Molecule: messenger RNA, 3856 nt
Organism: Ficedula albicollis (Collared flycatcher)
Lineage: Eukaryota; Metazoa; Chordata; Aves; Passeriformes; Muscicapidae
Gene: INCENP
Product: inner centromere protein
Exons: 18
Coding region: 15-2609 (864 amino acids)
Biological process (GO): mitotic cytokinesis; meiotic spindle midzone assembly; metaphase chromosome alignment
Cellular component (GO): kinetochore; nucleus; midbody
Molecular function (GO): protein serine/threonine kinase activator activity
Source: RefSeq, a predicted model, not a curated record
UUGACGCUGAAGCGAUGGCGGCGAAGGCGGCCCCGGCGGCGAUGGGGCCCGCGGCGGCCGUGGCGCAGAUGCUGGAGCUGCCCGCAGAGUGCGACCGGCGUCUGGCCCAAUUCCUGCGGCAGGUGGACGACACCAACAUGGUGUGGCUGGAUGAGAUCUAUCAGGAGGCGGUCAGGAUGUUUGUCAGCAACUACAGCGAGGAGCUCGAGCUGAUGCCCAAGACUCCGUCACAGAAGAGACGGCAGCGGAGGAAGCGGCUGUCAGCCUUGGAGGGAGAGGAGCAGGAGCCCAGCAGGAAGCGCCUCUCCAGGAGGAGGAACAGCAGCAUCAAGCCUUCUGUACGAUCUUCUCGGCGACUCCAGAACAAAGAAGACCUGGAACUCAGCAGGGCCGAGGCCAAAGAAAACUCUCCACCACAGCGUGUGACACGGUCCCGGGCUGCAGCCUCUGCCAGAACCUCCAAGGUGGUUCCUGAGACCCUUCCUGCCCCGCAGGCAGCAUGGAAGGAUCCCUGUGUGGAAGCUAACCAUGUUGGUACUGCAGUGCCUUUCCAGAGCAGUGGAGCAAAGCUGGCAGAGCUGCUCCCCACGAGCUCAGAGAGUGGCUCUCCCAAGGAACACAGUGUUCCCAAGUCACCGCCGGUGCCCACAGCCCCUGAGCUGGUGGUGCCCUGCACUCCCGAGGCCAGCCAGGCUGUGCCCGAGCUGCAGACAGCGAGGGCAGCCAAUGUCACCGUGAUCCUGAGCCCAGCGGCUGGACUGGAGGAGGGGCCGGGCUCCCCUAAGGAACACAACCGGGCUCAGGAGCCCUCCCAGCCCCCGAGGGACAGCCCGGGGACUCCGACCCGCUCCAGGCUCAGCCGCCGCUCCGUGCGCCGCAGUCUGAUGGGGAAAAGCUCCCUGAGCCGCAGAACCUCCCUGGCAGAGAAAUACUCCCUGGCCAGCAAGAGGGAGAGCAUGAUCCGGACAUCCACCGCCAGGGCAGCGGGCAAGAAGAAGGCAGCUUGGAAGAGAUCCGUGUCGUGUAGCUCUGUGGAUGCCUCCAGCUCUGUAAGUGUGCCAGAGGAUGAGGAAACCGUUGUCAAAACUGGGUCUCCUCCUGCAUCCUCCACUCCCUCCAAGUUGGAAGGCUCUCAGAUGUCUCUUCGGUCCCACACAGUCAGCAAACACAGGCAGCUGCAGGAGCCGAAGAGCAGUGAAAACAACUCAAAUAAGAAUGGGGAGACCCUGGAGCCACCCCAGAGUGCUAGGAGGAAGCCAAGCUACAAGAGAGCUGUGGACGAGCGCUACGACCACCAGCAGGCAGAGGAGGGAGGGCUGUCUCCUCUCAGGAGGAAGACCCCAUCCUCAGUCUUCCCAGCCAGCAAGGUGGUGCGCCCGUUCAAAACGUUCCUGCACACGGUGCAGAAGAACCAGCUCCUCAUGACACCAAGCUCCGUGGGGAGGAACGGAGUCAUAAAAUCCUUCAUCAGGUACAACACUCCUCUCCAGGCUGAUCCCAAGGAAAAAGAGAGGCAGAAGCUGGAGACUCUUCGGAAGAAGCAAGAAGCUGAGCAGCUGAGAAGGCAAAAGCUGGAAGAGGAGAAGAAACGGCGACUUGGAGAGGCAAAGCUGAAGCGCGAGGAGCGCCUGCGCAAGGUGCUGCAAGCCCGGGAGCGUGCGGAGGAGAUUGAGAAGGAGAGGAAGAGGAGGAUUGAGCAGAAGAUUGCCCUGUUUGAUGAGAAGACCGAGAAGGUGCGAGAAGAAAGGCUGGCAGAGGAGAAGAUCAAGAAGAGAGUGGCUGCCAGGAAGAUGGAGGAAGCUGAGGCCCGGCGCAGACAAGAGGAGGAGGCCAGGAGACAGAGAGCUCUGCAGCAGGAGGAGGAGGAACGGCGGCGCAAGGAGCUGAUGCAAAAGAAGAAGGAAGAGGAGCAGGAGCGUGCCCGUAAGAUGGCUGAGCAGAGGCAGGCAGAACAGGAGCGGGAGAGACAGUUGGCUGCAGAGAGAGAGCUGGAGAGGAAGAGGGAGCAGGAGCGGAUCCAGGCGGAAAAGCUCCGGGAGCAGCAGGAGAAGGCUGCCCGCCUGCAGAAGGAAGCGGCGGCUGCUAAGGAGCAGCUUCGCAGGGAGAUGGAGAAGAAGGAGCAGGAGCAGCAGAUGCUGGAGGAGAAGAAGAGGCAGGAAGAAGAGCAGAAGAAACUGUCAGAGGAGCAAAAGGCCAAAGAGAAUGCACGGGCACCACUCCUGGAGAACAAGGAGAAUUCCCCUGCCUGCAACUCAUAUGAGAUGACUCCGCAGAGCAGGAAGGAAUUGAAGGUGCCUGUGACAAGCUCGAACGACUACGGCAUGGACCUGAACAGCGACGACUCGACAGAUGACGAGAGCCAGCCGCGCAAGCCCGUCCCUGCCUGGGCCACCGGGAAUCAGCUCAGCCAGGCUGUGAUCCGGCAGUACUACAACCCCCCUGACGUGGACGCGCUGUUCGGGGCCAUCCCCAGCCCCAGGCUGGAGCACAUCUUCUACAAGAGCAAACCCCGCUACUUCAAGCGCACCAGCUCGGCCGUGUGGCACUCGCCACCCACUGUGGCAGCCAAGCCAGCCCUGGGGCUGCCCUGCGGCCUCAAGAAGCCCUGAGGUGAGCACAGGUGUGCAGCAGGUGUGCCUUCCUGUCUUCAGGUGAGGAAGGAGUCACUCUUCACUCUAAGUAUUUAGGUUCUAGCGUUGAAUAAAUGGCAGCUUUUCCUGGGUUCCUGCGCCUCGGUUUGCGGGGCUGGUUUCUGUCAGGCCAAGCCACGAGGUGCUGCCCUGGGAAGUGCGUCUCUCUUAUCCUUAGCUUGGAGCUGGCAUGGACUCAGACCAGCCAGGUGAAGCUGUGGGAUUCCCCCUCUCUGUCAUGCAGGCCUGACAGGACCUGCCAUCAUGUGUACAUUUGUGCUGCCCUCAAGGCCAGUGACAGCCAGGGACCACUGCACCAGGGCACAGUCCAGCCUGCUUCACUGCUCUUCUCAGGAAGGUGUUCCCAGGUGUGCUCUUCAUCUCCUGCAAUCCCAAAGGGAUUCAUCGCUCUGUUUCCCACCUGUGUGGUGGUGUCCAUCAGCUGGGCACGGCUGACAUUGGCACAGCUGGGGAGGGAACACGAUGAGGGUCUCGGUGACAUUCCACCAGCUGUGGAGAGAUGUGACCAAGGUGUGACCAUGUCCCCCAGGACCUGCAAGUGUGUGAGCCAGCUCUAGGUCUCAAUAGGAGAAACGCUGCAAGGGUUCUGGCAGACUUUCUGUUUCUCAGUGAAAUUUCAUCUCUGAGGCCAGAUGGAAUUGAGAGGAUGUUUUUAAACUUAAUCCCUCUUGUUCACCCUUGGUUGUGGCUCAGCACCAGCUCGUUGUCUCUCGGCCUGUUUAGCACUUCCUGUUCAGUGAGCCACUUUUAACCGGACUCUGGUCAACCCAAUCUCGUUGAACCAAAAAUUCCAGCUCAGCCUUCCCAUUCCAGGAGCCUAUGGUGGUUUAGUCAUUCCUUCUGCACCCAGCCCAGCCCUGUAAAACCCCUCUAGAGACUGUACUUUGUGUGAGGGGUUAUGAUCCUGUCUGUGUGUCUGUAGCCAAUGCAGUUUGCCAGCAAAUAUUCUUGAAAAGAUGUGGGUUUUGUAUUUAAAUGCACUGGUGUCUGUAUUCUGGGGCUGCUGUGUAUGUGCAGAUCUGUGUCUGUGGAGUGUCUGUGCUUUUGAGGUUGCUCUGUAGAACCAGGUCUGGCUACUGGUAUCUGUACCCAUGGAGUGCCUGUAUUUCCAUGCCUGUCCUGUGCUUCCAGGUCUGUAUUCAUGCGACCAUAAUUUCUUGUACAAAAGCUUCUGAGCUGGCCAAACACUGUUUGAUAAAGUGAGU